Messenger RNA from Cynara cardunculus var. scolymus (artichoke), 1515 nucleotides. RefSeq names its product aspartic proteinase-like protein 2. Gene Ontology annotation, biological process: proteolysis. The record is from RefSeq and is a predicted model, not a curated record. The coding region runs from base 1 to 1515 and encodes 504 amino acids. NCBI's taxonomy places the organism in Eukaryota, Viridiplantae, Streptophyta, Magnoliopsida, Asterales, Asteraceae. Gene Ontology annotation, molecular function: aspartic-type endopeptidase activity. The transcript is spliced from 10 exons.
AUGUGGGAUUCUUUUAUUUCCAGAAGUCCGGCAACUUUGAGGUUGUCCGGCAUUGCGGUGGCCUUGUUGUUGCAGGGGGUGGUUGUUCUUUGUAAGUCUCCGGCGACUCUUAAGCUGGAGAGAGUUUUUCCACACGACAAUGAAAUGGAGUUGAGCGAACUCAGACAUAGAGAUAAUUUAAGACACGCUAGAAUCUUGCUGAGUGAAGAUAUUAUUGACUUCCCACUUCAAGGCACUUAUGAUCCUUAUCGUGUUGGGCUUUAUUUUACAAAAGUCCUUUUGGGUUCUCCUCCAAGGGAGUAUCAUGUACAAGUUGACACCGGAAGUGAUGUUUUGUGGGUCAGUUGCAAAGACUGCAAAGGUUGCCCUACAUCAAGUGGACUCCAUAUACCAAUUGAAUUUUAUGACCCUUCAAAAUCUGCAACAUCUACUUGGAUCUCCUGUUAUGAUGCAAGGUGUAAUGUGGGAAUCCAAUCUUCUUCUGCUGCUACUUGUUCCACUACAAACACCCACUGCAAUUACACAUUCAAAUAUGGAGAUGGUAGUGCAACAUCCGGUUAUUUUGUAUCUGAUAAAAUCGAAUUGGAAAUGUACUCUGAUGAGACAAGCCUAUUAUCACAUACUUCAUCCACAGUUUUGUUUGGUUGUAGCACAUCUCAAUCUGGAGAGCUGUCCAGUUCCGAAAGAGCGGUUGAUGGGAUCUUUGGGUUUGGUCAGCAAGGCUUAUCUAUUAUCUCACAACUUGCUUCAGAAGGGGAAGCUCCAAACUCUUUCUCACAUUGUCUUAUUGGUGGUGGUGAUGGAGGAGGUAUUUUAGUCUUUGGUCAGAUAAUUGAUCCAAAAAUGGUCUAUUCUCCACUUGUCCCAUCACAGCCACAUUACAAUCUAAACCUGCUGAGUAUUUCUGUGAACGGCCAUAUAUUGCCGAUUGAUCCUGCAGUUUUUGGAACAAAAAACAACCGAAAAGGAACCAUAAUUGAUUCUGGAACAACUCUUGCAUACCUAACAGAAGAGGCCUACAAACCUUUUGUCGAUGCUAUUACAAAGUCUGUUGCUCCAUCUGUCCAGCCUUUUGAUGCAAAGGGAUAUCAAUGUUUUAUAACUUCCACUAGACUCGCUGAGGCAUUUCCGCUUGUCCACUUGACUUUUGCCGGUGAUGCUACAAUGGUUUUAAAACCUCAAAACUACCUUUUGCCACAGAAAACUGUGGACGGUCAAUCGGCAUGGUGCAUCGGGUUUCAGAAGGUAGAUGCUGAAGGAAUGACGAUUUUAGGAGACCUUGUUUUGAAAGACAAGAGUGUGGUUUACGACAUAGGUGGUCAACGGAUCGGAUGGGCAGACCACGACUGUAAGUCCUCUUUUGAUUGUCAGCUUCUGACUCUGAGAAUAUGUGGAACCUCAAGUAGAACACCUGUUAAUGUGUCUUCUGCAACAAGGAUCCCACAUUAUGGUCCCUAUGGUACACUUUACAGGCUGACUACCAUCAUCGUCCUUGCUUCCAUGCUACAUUUAUGA